Molecule: messenger RNA, 3353 nt
Organism: Brassica rapa (field mustard)
Lineage: Eukaryota; Viridiplantae; Streptophyta; Magnoliopsida; Brassicales; Brassicaceae
Product: agamous-like MADS-box protein AGL21
Biological process (GO): positive regulation of transcription by RNA polymerase II
Cellular component (GO): nucleus
Molecular function (GO): protein dimerization activity; DNA-binding transcription factor activity; RNA polymerase II transcription regulatory region sequence-specific DNA binding
Source: RefSeq, a predicted model, not a curated record
CAUCUGUGAAACCUAUUUUUUGGUGUUUUGCAAUUAGCUUAUUGAUUGCAAGGUCGGCCCUAGACCAUGCUAGGUGAAACAUUUGCAAUAGACUUCUAAAUUUUUUGAAAUAAAUUAUAUACAAAUAGAUCCCUAAGAAGAAUUUAUGCUCUUAAUUUUGUAAAAAAAAAAAUUUAUAUAGAAACAACCACAUGCCCCAAAAUUUCAGAGCCGUCCUGAUUAUAGCUUAUAUACAUGUUUUCUAUUUUCUGUUUAGUUAUGUGCAAACAUUUUAUCUUUAAUAAUGGUUCUUAUACAGUAAAGAAACAAAAACCCAAACUACAAAUAUCUAGAAAACCAAAGCUUGAAUUUGUCGAAAGUUUCUUUCUGAACUUCAAAUAUCUUAAACAAAGAAUGAAUUUGUCGAAAGUUUCUUUCUGAACUUCAAAUAUCUAGAAAACCAAAGCUUGAAACUUAAUCAAAUUAAAGAUAAUAAUGAUUAAUAUUGGUAAAACCGAAAUGAUUCCCUGAUGAUUGACACCUGGCAUGAAGUGAAACUAAAUCUUUUUAUCUUAAGAUGACGAUAAUUGGGGAUUUGGUCACUUGGAAGCAUUUUAAGAUUCGUUCUUAAUAGAAAAAGAGCAAAAUUCGCAGUUGAGUUUGAGAUUCGAGAUGUGAUUGGUUCGAAGCAGUCGAGCCCACGUGGUCCUUAUUGAUCUUUAUUACCAUGUUGCUAUUUGGGUCCCACUUAAAUCUUCUAAUUUCAUGGGUAUGAACUUGAUGAAUUUGAUUAGGGCUUGGAUUUGGUCUAGCUCGGUCUUAAAGAAGAUUUUCUAAAAUCAAACCAAGUUCAUUGUGGUUUAGACUCGAUUCGACAAAACCUCGUAUACUAUUUCGUUUUUAACCAAUAUGCUGUCGAUUCUCGGUUGAUGUUUAUAUAUUAAAGUUUUUUUUUGGGUGUAAUAUAUUACACAAAGCGAACUAUUCUUUCGCCUUUUACUAAAGUAUAUCAAGUUUUUUUUCCAAAGGUAAACCAAAGGAGUAUUAAAUAAGAUGCAUCCAAUCGAUUAGUUGGACAUGACUUACGAGUAACGAUGCUAAAUGUAUGCCUACAUCAUACCGAAUCAAAUAAACAAUUUGAAAACGGUCGUCGGAGUUUCUUACAAUUCUUAUAUUCUUUUUAUAUUUUUUGAGUUCAUAAACUCUUUUGUGAAAUUUUUAAUUAUGUACCCACUUUAUAGUUCUACAGUUACAACUACGACGGUAUAUUAAAAGUAAAUAUAACCAAACACUAAAAUGUUGGGUUAGAGAUCGAUGAAAGUCACUUUUCAUAACUAGUAAAGUAGUACUACUAUUUUAGACGGGAAAAUGCUUUAUGUGAUAGUAGAAAUUAAGCAUUAAGGCGUCGGAAUUAACAAAUGUUAGUUAUGUGAUAUUUACUAAAUAUCUUACCAUAUUUGGAAACUAACGACAGAACAAUUAAUAAAGUGAAUUGCCGCAACUCCAAGUUCCUGUCUGACACGUGUAUUUAAUAAAUUCUCUUAUACUAUUUUCAUUGAUAAAAUAAUUUAUUCAAUUAGUAUUUUUACAGAAAGGCAUAUGGGCUAUUUGUACUAUGUAUUUUGUUCGAUCUACCUUCUUACUUUUUUGGGUAAAUAUCUUUCGUACAUAUCCAUUAAAAAUAUUACUUUUUCCUAUGAUCAUAAUAAGGUCUUUAAUAUCUUAAAAGAUUGUUUUAUCACUAAUAAAAAUAACUAAAUAAGAAAAGCAAAAUAUUAAGUAAGUGUUUUUUGUCAGAGGGACGCAGUCCUGUGAUGCGCCCAUUCAGUAUUUCCACAUGACAUCUGAAAAAGACUAAAAAUAAACUAUAAACAUGUACGGACAUGUUAAAAAAGGAAAUAUUAUUGAUAAUGGAAAUUUACCUAAAUCACACUAUACGUCUAAUAUUAUUUCACUCCUUUUUAUCCAAACAAUUCCAUUAAGUUUCCACUAUCCCCCAUAAUUAAACUAUGAAAAGAAUCAGUGAUUAAAGUUAUAUAUAUACACACAUAUGAACUAUAUCUAUAUAUACUCUUAACCUAGGAACUUUACAAGAACUUCAUUCUAUUUCGUUAGUUGCUUUUCUUUUUCCUUUCUCUACCUUUAUUAAAAUUAUACACAAAUACUAUUUUGUACUAGAAACUUGGUACUUACCAUAUAUUUAAUCUACCAAAAAUGUCUCGAAUUAAGAGGUGUGUGUGCAUAUAUAUAUCCUUAGUUUAUUCCUCGAAUAGAUUGUUGACUCUUGGCUCAACCUUACUCUCUUUCUAUUUCUACCUUUCUCUUUCCCCUUAUUCGCCCUCUCCGUCUACGUUUCUCUUUUGGUCUUGGUAAGAUCUACAAAAAACAAAACCCUAGAAAAGAGAAGAACCAGAGGAGAAUCAAUUAGAGAAUAAAAUUGAUGGGAAGAGGAAAGAUUGUGAUCCAAAGGAUCGAUGAUUCUACGAGUAGACAAGUCACUUUCUCCAAACGAAGAAAGGGUCUUAUCAAGAAAGCCAAAGAGCUAGCUAUUCUCUGCGACGCGGAGGUCGGUCUCAUCAUCUUCUCUAGUACCGGAAAGCUCUAUGACUUUUCCAGCUCCAGCAUGAAUUCAGUUAUUGAUAGAUACAACAAGAGCAAGAUUGAACAACAACAACUAUUAAACCCCGCAUCGGAAGUAAAGUUUUGGCAGAGAGAAGCUGCAGUUCUAAGGCAAGAAUUGCAUGCUUUGCAAGAAACCCAUCGACAAAUUAUGGGGGAACAACUAAAUGGUUUGAGCGUCAACGAGCUAAACAAUCUUGAGAAUCAACUUGAGAUAAGUUUGCGUGGAGUUCGUAUGAAAAAGGAACAAAUGUUGACUCAUGAAAUCCAAGAACUAAGCCAAAAGAGGUACCUCAUACAUCAGGAAAAUGUUGAAUUGUCAAGAAAAGUACAAAGGAUUCAUCAAGAAAAUGUGGAGCUCUACAAGAAGGCUUAUACAACAAACACAAACGGGUUUACACACCGUGAACUAGUUGUCGCGGAUGAUGAAUCACACACUCAGAUUCGGCUGCAGCUAAGCCAACCGGAGCAUUCCGAUUAUGAGACCCCACCAAGAGGAAGCGAAUAACAGCAUGUGAUUGAAGUUCGAAGAUACCAUGAUGUUGAAGAACAAACCAAAGUUUUGGUUUGAAUAAUUGGAAACAAAGAAGAAACCUCAAGAAACCAAGCAUGUUUCUUCUCAUCAAUCAUAUAUAUAUUUUUCUCAUUCUCUUGUGCAUUUGAAUUAUAUAAUUGAAGCAUAUAUAAUACAGAAGAAAUACAAGUAAACCGGUGUUUGUUAUACUCAUCCUGAGUAUAUAUUAAUAUGUUGUCUU